UGACGGACUGUAUAUAAAGGAGAACAGCAUGGACAUGCUUAUGCUCAACUGUGGAUGCAAAGCGAGCGGACCUGUGGCGUUUAAUUCAAUCUUUACGCAAAAGCACUCUUAUGGACUUCUGCCUCCUCAAGUGGAUUGCUUUGCUAGAAAAUAUUGGAAUAUUUCCAAAAUUGCAAAAAAUAGAAAUAAUUAAGAAAAAACGUUUACAGUUUAAAUUAAUGUUAUAUUUAUCCAUGCUAUGUGUGUGUUUGAAUUCAUGCAAUUAUUUUUAAGCUGACAUUAUUUUUACAGUGCGCAAAUUCUAAGUCUUUUAGUAUAAAAACACCUGUCUUGGACUUUCAAGAAGCUCCCAAGUGAUGACUUUAUGAAUUUUUCCUGAUCUUUCAUCCCAAUGCCCGCCCUAGUCGCUGUCAUGGAAUCGUUUGGGUCUUCGGUCACCGAGUCUACCGACAUCACCACACCGGACGAUCCGUUCUCGGGUCCCCUCAAGUCUGUAGCGCCCUGGAAUUACACUUUCCUCGCCUGUCUGAUGUUCAUAGUGACUUCACUGUCUAUAACAGAGAACUUCACCGUUAUGCUCGUGACGCUUAGAUUCAAACAGUUAAGGAAACCGCUGAAUUACAUCAUUGUUAAUUUAUCUGUUGCUGAUUUUCUAGUUUCUAUGACAGGAGGCACUAUAAGUUUUCUAACUAAUGCAAGAGGCUACUUCUUCCUGGGCGUCUGGGCGUGUGUGCUCGAGGGAUUCGCUGUCACUUUUUUCGGGAUUGUGGCUUUGUGGUCUUUAGCAAUCUUGGCAUUUGAGCGUUACUUUGUGAUCUGUCGUCCUCUGAAAAAUGUCCGGCUGGGAGGCAAGCACGCAGCUAUGGGGCUUGUUUUUGUUUGGACCUUCUCCUUCAUCUGGACAAUCCCUCCAGUACUUGGCUGGAACAGUUAUACAGUCAGCAAAAUUGGCACCACCUGUGAACCCAACUGGUACUCAACUGAUUACUACGACCACACCUACAUCAUCACCUUUUUCGUUACGUGUUUUAUCCUUCCUCUUGGUGUGAUCAUUAUCUCCUAUAGUAAACUUAUGCAGAAGCUCAGAAAGGUAUCGAACACUCACGGAAGGCUGGGGAAUGCGCGUAAGCCUGACCGAGAGGUGGCGAGGAUGGUCAUUGUAAUGAUAGUUGCGUUCAUGGUUGGAUGGACGCCUUAUGCAGCGUUCUCAAUUAUUGUCACAGCCUGUCCCACAAUUUAUAUUGAUCCUCGCCUGGGCUCAAUACCAGCCUUCUUCUCAAAGACUGCGGCUGUGUACAAUCCCAUCAUCUAUGUCUUCAUGAAUAAGCAGUUCAGGAAAUGUCUGAUCCAGAUGUUUAAAGGAAAUGUCGGCAAUCUGGACUCCACCAAUCUGAACCAGACAUCAGACAAAGGGGCCACAGCAGAGAGCCACAUCGGAGAGAUGUCCACCAUUGCUGCUCGUGUGCCCAUGUCUAUGUGCAACAUGGAGAAGAGUGAGGAUGAAGAGGAAGAGUCAGAGCAAAGCGGGAAUGGAGGUCCAAAGCAACUCCAGGAUAGUCGAGUGUGCCCUUUGUAGACUGAAUAAAUGUAUACCUUUAAUCUAACCUGUUGUCUAACUAAAGCAUAAAUCCUACAGUCGUUACCUCUAUCGGAAUGCAUAUGUUAGAAUGUAUUGUUUGUGUUUUCACGUUCUUUGUUGCUGUUCGUAUAUCUUUAUGUUGUGGCAAUCUGCAGUCUUGGCGUAUCUUUGUACUUGUCAGUAUUGUGUUAUUACAUGAAAGAGGCAGGCAAUACAUUUCCAUACAGUCCUCUGAAUGAAUGCUGUUUGUUUUUCAGAUGUAUCAGUGCAUAUGGUUUUGUUUGUUUGUUUGUGUUAUUGAAAUUAAAGACUAUAUUAUUGCAAUAGCUUUCAAUUUCAAAGUUGGACACAUAAAAAUAUGCUUUAUUAAUUUGCAGUCUCGAAGCGCUUUUAUAGUACAAGUACUGGCAAAAACAACACAAACAGCUGAAUAGCAAAAUUAAAAUUUGUUUUGAAAAUGUAAAGAUAUAAAAUAAUCACCCAGCUUGUGACGUUAGCCCCACCCCCAGCCUCUUCUGAUUGGUCCGCUGUUUUGAAACGGACAUUUAUGAGCUCCUGUGUCUCAAAUUCUAAAUCUGACUAAAGAUGGUCAUGAGAUGUUUUUAAAAGAUUUCAUGUAUGUUUGCGUGAACUGUGUGAAUGUUAUUAAUGUAAUUAUGCCAUAAUGUUCGAUGUUUGCUUACAGUGUCCAAACUGUAUAUUGAUAUUGAUGUUUGUCUGUGGCAUGCCAAAUAAUGUUUUACUUACAUAUUUAUUUAUCAGUGUCUUGGAGUCAUUUAG
Molecule: messenger RNA, 2359 nt
Organism: Labeo rohita (rohu)
Lineage: Eukaryota; Metazoa; Chordata; Actinopteri; Cypriniformes; Cyprinidae
Gene: valopb
Product: vertebrate ancient long opsin b
Biological process (GO): visual perception; G protein-coupled receptor signaling pathway
Cellular component (GO): membrane; photoreceptor outer segment
Molecular function (GO): G protein-coupled receptor activity
Source: RefSeq, a predicted model, not a curated record